AUGGCACUUCGAGCUUCCCUCUCGCCUCAUCUCCGUGGUAAGUGCUCCACCGCGGAAGUCCUCGCCGCCUACAUUUGGCGCUGUCGUGUCUCCGACCUUCAGGUUGAUGAAGCAGAAAAAGUGAGAUUUAUCAAUGCUGUGAGCAUUCAUUACAGGUCCAAUUUGCAUCCUCCUUUGCCGGAAGGGUACUACGGGAACGCCUUUGCUUUUCCGGCAGCAUUAACCUCGGCCGGAGAGUUGAUCAAAAACCCGCUUGAUUACGCGGUGGAGUUGGUGAUGAAUACUAAGGAAAAAGUGACAAAUGAGUACGUGAAGUCGAUGGUUGACUUGAUGGUUCUCAGAAGGCGGCCGCAUAUUACGCCGGUGAGAAGUUUCUUGGUGGUGAACCUGAGGAGGGUCAGGUUCGAUAAGGUGGAUUUUGGGUGGGGAGAGCCGGUUUCCGGUGGACUCGCGACCGGCGGGAUUGAACACAUUCCCGGACUAGCUAGCUGUUUUGUUCCCGCGAAAAAUAAGAAGGGAGAGAAUGGAACCGUUGUUCCGAUGCGCUUACCGGAGUUAGCCAUGGAAAGGUUUGUUAGAGAGAUGAAAAUGGUGGUAAAGGCUAAAAAGUCUGCAAUGGCAAGGAAGCCAAAGAAAAGAGGGGAGCUGGUAGGAGGUGAUGGGAAGCAGGUAGCAGAGGUGGAGAAGGAUCAAUUGGCGGUGAAGUCAACUCGAACAAGGAAGCUCAGUUCAGCUUGCGAUCAGGUAACUCUAAUUCAAUUUUUGAGGAUUUAUGCAAGCAAAAAGGGAUAUGGUCAUGAGAAAACACAAUGCAGGAAGCCAGUUGAACAAAAGUGGAGUCCUAAAUCAGUUGACAAGCAGAAGCAAGUGAUUCAGGAAAGCAAGCCAACUGAAAUAAAGAAUCCACUUAAUAAUAAUGAUAAGAGCCCAAUGAAGAGCAUUUAUGUCAAGUCCAGAUCAAAGAAUUCCAGUCCAGCAGGAUCUCCUAGGAAAACAGCUGAAUCUAGUAUACAAAUACUAAAUCAGAAAGGUAUCGAAGUGGCCGAAGGAAGAGGUGGUGAUAAGAGAAAAUCCAUUAAUAUAUAUAUCAAGGAUCUAGUAACCCUGAUCCAGGGCCUAGGAUCCAUGAAUAAUAUACUAUCAUGGAAUAUAAGGGGACUUAAUAGUCCCCUGAAACACAGGGAGGUAGAUAAUUGCCUUGCUGUGAAUAGAGCAGGAGUUAUGGGAUUAUUAGAAACAAAGUUACAAGGAGACAAGGUGAAGGAGCUAUUAGAAAGAAGACGGUAUCAGUUUGGGUAUAUAAGUAACUAUGAAAAUCAUGAGAAGGGAAGAAUCUUAUUAAUGUGGAAGAGGGAUGACUAUGUUGUUAGAGUGGAAAAGCUCAGGGAAGAUUUAGACUAUGGGAACAACUUCAGAAUAUGGCAAAUGGCAUUCAAGAAGAGUGGCUCAUGGGUGGGAUUUACUUGGAAUAAUAAACAAUAUGGUGAUAUGAGGAUUGUGUCCAAAUUAGACAGAGCAUUUGUCAUUUGGAAAUGGUUGACAGAAUUUCCUGAGUCUUAUAAUAAUGUGUUAUCAGCUGGCAUAUCAGAUCACAACUGCUUAAUGGUGAAGUGGGGAGAAGAGUAUGUUGGUGAGAAGAAGUCAUUCAGAACAUUGCUGAUUAAUGUUGUACUAAUGAAUCUGAAUUCUUACUGGACCAGUGUUUUCUUAAUACCACAGAGUGUGAUCCAAGACAUUACCAAAGUCUGUAGGAACUUUCUAUGGGGCAACAAGGAAACAGGGAAGAAAUUAUCAUUGGUGGCAUGGCAGGAUUUAUGUAGAAUGAAGUCAGAAGCAUGGAGGAACAGACUGGCCACCUCAAACAGAUUGAAGCAGAUCAAAGUCCUUCCUGAUGAUCAGGCUAAAACAGGAAAUUACUUAGAGGCUCUUGCAUUGUUUGAAAAACAAGAAAAUGAAGGAGAUGGAAUUUCAGUACUUAAAAAGAAUUGGACUAAACUUAGAUGGGUUGGAAAACCACCACCGCCGGGUUUGAAUGAAUCUGUGAAGGAGAAUGUUUUAGGUUUGAAGAAAAAAAGAAUUAAACUGCAGCAACAAAAGGUGACUUGGGGAUCUAAACGUCAUAAGGACGACUCAAGUGUUGAAGUAGAGAUCCUGCAAAUGCAAGCUGUCGCGCCCAAUGAGUUGCAACCGGCUCAGUCGCAAACCCUAGCGGUGCAAACCCUAGAGGCGCACGAUAGUGGAUCAACUUCGGGGUUGUCUCUCAAGGAGAAAAGGAAUGAACAAACGCAAGAAUCUUUGCGCUCUAUGGAUGCCGCGAUUGAUUCUGUUCCUCCGUCGGGAAUCAUCCCUUCCAUGGCUAUCUCCAACCGCUUUGCUGCUCUUGAUGUUACUGAGGAAGAGUUGACUAAGAAUCAGAAAACUACUGAAGACGAAGAGGAGGAAGAAAAGGAGAUGCCUUUACUCGGAGGUGCAGGUCCAUUGGAUGUUGGGAGAUGUUUUGAUGAUGGAUAUAUAGCAAAAGCGUCUGCUGGUCAGGAGUUAGAAUCUGUGGAGAGGGAAAUUUGGUGUGAUGGCGAUGCCGAUGACAUAUCUGAAUCGCAAAUAGAAGGCUCAGUGCAUAAGAAACGCGGACGUAAAUCAAAGGAUGAAAAGCUAAAGCUGCUAGAUGGGGUGGUUCCAGGGCGGUCUUCGAGAAUGCGAUAG
Molecule: messenger RNA, 2703 nt
Organism: Oldenlandia corymbosa var. corymbosa
Lineage: Eukaryota; Viridiplantae; Streptophyta; Magnoliopsida; Gentianales; Rubiaceae
Source: the annotation of a GenBank genome assembly